Messenger RNA from Monopterus albus (swamp eel), 2423 nucleotides. RefSeq names its product selenoprotein P (gene selenop). The transcript has 5 exons. The record is from RefSeq and is a predicted model, not a curated record. Gene Ontology annotation, biological process: selenium compound metabolic process. Gene Ontology annotation, molecular function: selenium binding. Gene Ontology annotation, cellular component: extracellular region. Lineage: Eukaryota; Metazoa; Chordata; Actinopteri; Synbranchiformes; Synbranchidae.
CAGGCAGAGUAUAAAAGGGGGGAGCAGUGGGAGAAGACUUGUUUUUCUUUAAGAAGCUGCAGUAACUUGGAGCUGAGGAGAACGAAGGCAAUUUUAACCAGAAGCAGAUCGGGGCAGUGAGGAGGCACCACAGUGAUGUGGGCGUGCCUCAGCCUUCUCCUCCCUCUCUGCCUGCUCCAUGGGGGCAGAGCAGAGAGUGAGGGGGUUGGGCCUCGCUGUCAACUGCCGCCAGCCUGGAACAUAGGGGAGGUGGAGCCCAUGAAGGGGACAAUGGGCCAGGUGACGGUGGUGGCUCUUUUGCAGGCCAGCUGCCUGUUCUGCCUGGUGCAGGCUUCCAGAAUGGACAGCCUGCACCAGAUGAUGGAGAGUCAGGGCCUGAAGAAUGUGGCUUACAUGGUGAUUAACCACCAGGGGGAGCAAGCACAGCUCCUGCACCCUAUGCUGGCACAGAGAAUGUCAGAGAACAUCACACUGUACAAACAGGACCAGCAACAGGUUGAUGUCUGGAAGACACUGGGUGGACAAAAAGAUGACUUUCUCAUUUAUGACAGAUGUGGCCGUCUCACCCAUCACAUUUCUCUUCCAUACUCCAUCAUUGGACAAGGCCAUGUUGAGGGCGCCAUCAGAGAUACUUACUGUAAUCGCAUAUGUGGGGACUGCACACAUGAGAGCACUGAAACACCAGAAGAGUGCAAAGGGAAAGCAGAUGUACAGCCUGAUGCGGAUGGUACCCCAGCUAUAGAGCACAACACUGGACAUGGUCACCAUCAUGGACAUCACCAUGGUCAUGGCCAUGGCCACCAUGGGGAUAAUAGCGGUUUUCAUCAUGGUCAUGGCCAUGAUCAUAACCAUGGCCAUCACCAUGGAGGUGAUGAUGUUGCUGGCCAAGGCCAUGACCAUAGACAAGUUGGUGGGGUGUCACAAAGGCAAGAACAUUUUGAUUUAGGCCAGAUGCAGCAAGCCGUGCUCACUCAACAGAUGUUACAGGAGGCCCACAGAGCCCCUGUAAGACCUUGAGCAUCAGAGAGGGCAAGGUGAAAGUCAAAGCACAGCUGACAGUGGACAGCAGGCUCUGACAAUGAAGCCUCUCCUAAGAUCAGCUGAUGCUGACACUGACGCAGGCUGUUUGGCGAUGCAGGGAGUGAACAGCCGGUCGGUCUCUGACACUGUAAUGAGGCGCUGCCCGCCUCCUGACAGUGACACGGACUGAUUGGUGAUGCAGCCAGUAAUGUUAGGGAGACCUGACAGUGACGCACACCUCCUGCUGACUGACAGCAGCCUCAGCCAAACCAAUGAGCCUGACCCCCAGGUGUUGUGAGCUGAGGAUGAGAACAGCUGUAAGCUGGCUCUGAUAACAGUUUCACAUUAACACCAGCCAACACCUUCAGGGCCAAGUGCUCUUUUUUUACCAACAAGUAUUACCCUGGGAGAGGGCGGGGCACUUCCUGACAGCAUGGAUAUUGGACAGAUAAACAAGUGAACAAGUGGAGUCACACUAAUAAAGAUCAAAUAAGGUAGCUAACUACAUCAGCUAACUUGAGUGUGUCUUAAAGAAUAUAUGUUGUGUUUCACCAUGUCUGUCAGUGGAUUGCUCGCAUCCUUUCUCAGGAGUGUCUGUGGUUGUCAUGUUCAUAAACUGCCUUCUCCAUUUUGCUCUCUCCAUCCUUUAUGAAACCAGGUGCAGAAACUAUGUUCUAGUGGCGUCUGUAUGAAAUCAGGCAGGAGAGAGAGGAGAGGGUAAUUUCAGAACAUGAUAAAGACUUAAAACACUUUCACAUUCAGUAUGAAAGAAUAUUUGAAGAAACAAAAAAAAUCUGAAUUGACAAAUUCUGCAAAAAAACAAGCAAUUAAGGACUAACAAGAUAAGAUAAGACACCAUUAGCGUACAUUAGAGUCUUUGAAUUAGGUAAUUAACAGAAAGAAGGUUAAAGUUAAUUCUACAUUUUUGUUGCGGAAACCCUGACCCAUUACUGGGACAAAAGUCAUGUGCUUGUCUGUGGGGCAUGCUACUGAUCAUUGUUAUAGAGGACAUAUAAGGACAGCACUGACCCUUAAUGAUUUAUCUUUUUUUUUAUACUUGUUGUCAAAGUAAACAAGCUUAAACAUGUCUCAAGUGUAUCUUUUUUCCAUUUCCAACAUGCACAGUUUAAAUGGUGAAUAUCUGGCAUUCCUUUAUAUUUUUGUUGGCAUUUGCUAAAUUUGCAAUGUAGGCUGUAAAUUUUAUGUUUAUACAAGGCUUCUUUAAAAAAUAUAAAUGUCUAUUGUCUGGGAAAUAGCUGUUAGAAUAUGCUUUGUACUUAAUGAUGGUUUCUGUGGAAAGGUUAACAGUCCACAUGAACACCUGAUGCUUGCAUAGAGAACUGUAUUGUGAUAAGUUUGUCAAACAUGGAAACUGAAAGCUGAAUAAAAAUGGUUGAGUUACU